Musa acuminata AAA Group (dessert banana) is the source of this 1504-nucleotide messenger RNA. RefSeq names its product serine/arginine-rich splicing factor SR34A-like. NCBI's taxonomy places the organism in Eukaryota, Viridiplantae, Streptophyta, Magnoliopsida, Zingiberales, Musaceae. The coding region runs from base 530 to 1279 and encodes 249 amino acids. Gene Ontology annotation, molecular function: mRNA binding. Gene Ontology annotation, cellular component: cytoplasm; nucleus. The record is from RefSeq and is a predicted model, not a curated record. The transcript is spliced from 14 exons.
CUCCUCCGGGAUGCUCGCUCGCUCGCAGGGUAGGGUUCGGCGAAACGGAGCUCGUCAGGUCGUCUCGUCAAUUCCUCUUUUGGUCUUGUUCCAUCAGUGCUCUUUAUUGAAGGAAUCUCAAAAGAUGAUGGAUGCUGGAAAUGUGAGCUUUGGAGCUGUCAAUAGGGCUAUAGAGGAGUGGGAGGAAUCUAUUUGGAGUUUUAGGUACUUUGAGAGGUUCUGGCAUUCACAAAGGAGAACUAAAGUGGAUGGUUUAUCCAACAUAUAAUUUCAAUUGAUUAUAGCUGUGGAGCCUUUUGGAGUGCUUGGGCAAUGGAGCUUGGGGAGCACCAUUCGCAUCAAGAGUUGCUUUAUUGGUUUGCCUCACAGUUUGGACUUUUUUUCUCAACUUUAAUAUCAACAUGGGUCCUUGUCGCUCUGAAGAAUCAACAUUACCAUGGAAGCAAGAAACUAAAAAACAUGGAUUUGAUGUUUGGCUUGUUGCGUCUGAACCUUCUCUUUUACAGGGUUUACAUCUAUAGUGCUGAUCAUGAGUGCUCGGUUGAGUCGUACCAUUUAUGUGGGCAACCUUCCUAUAGACAUACGAGAAUCAGAAGUUGAAGAUUUAUUUUACAAGUAUGGCCAUGUAGUGGAAAUUCAAUUGAAGAAUCCACCUCGCCCUCCUGGUUAUUGUUUUGUCGAGUUUGAAAGUUCACGAGAUGCUGAAGAUGCAGUCAGGGGUCGCGAUGGCUACAACUUUGAUGGGCACCGUCUUAGGGUUGAGCUAGCCCAUGGUGGCAGAGGACAGUCAGUUUCGGUUGGACGAGGUGGUCGCCAUGGGAGUGGAGGCAGCAAAUUUGGAGUUUCACACCGUUCUGAAUUUCGAGUAAUUGUGAAGGGACUUCCUUCUUCAGCUUCAUGGCAGGAUCUGAAGGAUCAUAUGAGGAAGGCUGGAGAUGUAUGUUUUGCGCAAGUUUUCCGUGAUGGUGAUGGUGCGAUGGGUUUGGUUGAUUAUACUAAUUAUGAAGACAUGAAAUAUGCAAUAAGGAAACUUGAUGACACUGAGUUUAGAAAUCCCUUUUCGAGGUCCUAUAUUCGGGUAAAAAGCUACGAGAGAAGUAUGUCAAAGAGUCGAAGCCAAAGCCGAAGCCGCAGCAGAAGCAGAGGCCCUAGACGGAGUCGGAGCAAAUCAAUUGAACGGCCUCUAUCACGAUCAGUAUCCAAGUCUGCAUCUCCAAGACCCAGAUCUGUGUCUCCAGCCAGAAUGUCGAGAUCAAGGUCUAGAUCAAAGUCAGGCUGACUAUGCCAGGUUUCACGACUACUCCGUAGAGUCUCCAGUUGCGGGUCUGAAAUCUUCAUCCGUUUAAUGCUCUCCAACUUACUGCGUUGCUUCACUCUAUGCAUGAAGUUUAGUUUGAGGUAUUACUGUUUUGAAUUCUAUGUAUAAGAGCUUGCGCACAAGGAUGGCUGAAUCACUUCUUUGUGUUUGUUUUCCCUUUAAAAUGGUGGAUCAAACUUUGUCGAC